CACGCGUUCCGGCGGAGGAGAGGGCGGGGCUCAGACCAGUAGCUCGCGGACGGGAGCCGGGAAGGACCGAAAUGGCGGCGGGCUCCUCAUCUGCGUCGGCGUCCGUGUCGGGCUCGAGCGCGUACGGGCUGGGCUUGGCCAACGAGCGGCUGCGGCUGCUGGAGGAGCUUGAGCGAGAGAUCGGCGCGGCGAUGCAGAGCGCGGGCACCGUGAUCCUGGAGCUGUCGAAGGAGAAGCCCAACUGGAGCCUGCUGGAGCGUCAGACAUCCCAGUUCAUGGGCUCCGUCCAGAAAGUGGAGUCGGAGCUCUCUGCCCAGAUCCGCUACCUCACGCAGGUGGCCACAGGGCAGCCCCACGAAGGCUCCAGCUACUCGGCCCGCAAGGACUGCCAGAUGGCCCUCAAGAGGAUUGACUACGCCCGAGUCAAGUUGGGAGAAGUCUCCCGGACCUGCGAGCAGAUGCUGGAGCAGUGAGGCCGAGGCGCAGAGGGGACGCCUCUCCCAGGUGGCCCCUCCUGGCCGCCAGCACUCGCCAGGUUGCUCUUUGUGGACAAAGGACUCUGAGCAGCCUACCUGGCAGGGACGGCGGUGGAAACUGCCUGCAUGGCAGACCGGAGCAACCCCAGAAGAGGAAGAGCAACGUCUCUGUAGCCUUUUCCAGCUGACUUCCUCCUCUUUGGCUUCUUUCCUGAAACAAACUUGUGAUAUUUAUGAAGCGUUUCCACAAUAUUUUUUUUUUACAAAACGUUUGUUAAUUUUUCGACAGAUUCACGGUAUGCACAUUUUCAUUAAAUGAGAACUGCCAGAAGGGCA
Molecule: messenger RNA, 812 nt
Organism: Zootoca vivipara (common lizard)
Lineage: Eukaryota; Metazoa; Chordata; Lepidosauria; Squamata; Lacertidae
Gene: MED11
Product: mediator complex subunit 11
Biological process (GO): regulation of transcription by RNA polymerase II
Cellular component (GO): mediator complex
Molecular function (GO): transcription coregulator activity
Source: RefSeq, a predicted model, not a curated record